This is a messenger RNA of Ambispora gerdemannii, 288 nucleotides long. The record is from the annotation of a GenBank genome assembly. Lineage: Eukaryota; Fungi; Glomeromycota; Glomeromycetes; Archaeosporales; Ambisporaceae.
AUGUCUUCAGUGAUGCAACAAUCAGACGUAUCGGAAUCGGACUAUGGAGGUUAUGUUAUUCAUCCUUCCCUGAAAGUUACUUACGCAUUUGUACUUUUACUCAAGAGGAGAGAUAAUCCUGUCUUGUCUUCAGUUAAAUCAUGCCGUGAGAGACGCAAGUGCAUCACAGCGUUUGAACAAAAAGCAGAUAGAGUCUUUCUCGUACGGUUAAAGAAAUCUACUGUCGAGGUUGGACAUUUAGAAAUGAGCGGUGGGUACGGACAUAAAGAUCUCUCUAGAUCAACAUGA